AAAGAGGUUUUUUUUUGGAUCAUCCGGGAAUCUUUAUAGGAGUGACAAGGGUUCCAAACCUUUCCUCGCGUGUGGCGAAAAAGAUUCUAUUCUUUCGCAAACCCCUAUAGAAUUCGAAUAAUAAUAAUAAUAAGGCUCUUUUUCUUUUUCAUGGAGCUUUCUCCCAAUCCUCAAGUUCCAUUUUGAUUUCUAUUUAUACGAUGUCAACGGUUCUUUCUUUUUUCGAUUACCAAUGGUUCGACAACGUACAUUUCCAAUCAAAGUGUCUUUUUCUUUUUAUGUGGUCGUCAUUCUUUUUAGUCUUUGUCUCCUCUUCAUGGAUGAGCUAACCAGAGCGGUGGCUCAGUUCUAUCCCACGUUGGGAGGAACGAAUGGUGGGUUCGGUCCACCACCGGCUCCGCCCGGGCCGGACAAUUCCGUUCUUUUAGCUGCUUCUGGUUCCCACGAAAGCGGUCCGUCUGAUCCAAACGCUCAUGUCUUGGCGGAGACACAGGAAGGCUUAGACCGCCUACGUCAAGAGAACCUGCGCGCCCUUCGUGAGAACGAAGCUCUCAUAAAAAGAGCCAAGGAGGAACUGGGGCUAGGAAAGAACGUUUCAAAGCGAUGAAAGCUCGAGACGCCGCCAAGGAUCAAGCUAGGCGGAUCCGGCGCCAGGCACUUCAGGAAUUCCCUAGGACAGUGGAAAGAGAUUUGAGAUUCCGUAAGUAACUCAGUGCCUUUUUAAGGAAGGGGUUUGUCUUGGAAGAAGAAAAUGAAAUACGAACAACCGCGCUGGUCGUAAUAGAUCGACUUUCAUGCUGGAGCAAGAACUAGCAUGAAAGUUCCAUUUCAGGGAAGGACGACGUACUAUGACUAUGAUACUUUCUGUUUUGUCUAGCCCUGCUUUGGUCUCUGGUUUGAUGGUUGUACGUGCUAAAAAUCCGGUACAUUCCGUUUUGUUUCCCAUCCCAGUCUUUUGCAAUACUUCCGGUUUACUUCUUUUCUUAGGUCUCGACUUUUUCGCUAUGAUCUUCCCAGUAGUUCAUAUAGGAGCUAUAGCCGUUUCAUUCCUAUUCGUUGUUAUGAUGUUCAAUAUUCAAAUAGCGGAGAUUCACGAAGAAGUAUUGCGCUAUUUACCAGUGAGUGGUAUUAUUGGACUGAUCUUUUGGUGGGAAAUGUUCUUCAUUUUAGAUAAUGAAAGCAUUCCAUUACUACCAACCCAAAGAAAUACGACCUCUCUGAGAUAUACGGUUUAUGCCGAAAAGGUACGAAGUUGGACUAAUUUGGAAACAUUGGGCAAUUUACUUUAUACCUACUAUUUCGUCUGGUUUUUGGUUCCUAGUCUUAUUUUAUUAGUAGCCAUGAUUGGGGCUAUAGUACUAACUAUGCAUAGGACUACUAAGGUGAAAAGACAGGAUGUAUUCCGACGAAAUGCUAUUGAUUCUAGGAGGACUAUAAUGAGGAGGACGACAGACCCACUCACGAUCGACUAAAGAAAGAAAAGGCAAGU
This is a messenger RNA of Andrographis paniculata, 1489 nucleotides long. Its product is annotated as NADH-ubiquinone oxidoreductase chain 6. Bases 849 to 1472 code for a protein of 207 amino acids. The transcript has a single exon. Gene Ontology annotation, molecular function: NADH dehydrogenase (ubiquinone) activity. NCBI's taxonomy places the organism in Eukaryota, Viridiplantae, Streptophyta, Magnoliopsida, Lamiales, Acanthaceae. The record is from RefSeq and is a predicted model, not a curated record.